AUGGAUGGCAAAAAAAGGUUAAGUGGAGCUGCUUACCGCAAAAAAGCUAGAGAAAAAGCUGAAAAAUGUGCAUCAGUAAUUUCUAAAACUGCAAAUCUACAAUCUUAUUUUCAUAAAGUUGCUGUCCAUACUAAUGAAGUUGGAGAUGAUAGUAUAGCAAUUGAUGGUUUUGUUAAUCAUGUUACUGAUAAUGAAAUUAAUGUUGAUAACACAAACUCUUCAUCACAACAAGUUGAUUUAUUUGCUGUUGAAGAUGAUAAUAUAGUAAUUGAAGAUUUUGUAAAUCCUGUUACUGCUAAUGAAAUUAAUGUUGAUAACACAAACUCUUCAUCGCAAAAAGCUGAUUCAUUUGAUAAAAACUCUACUGAAAUUGAAACAUUGAUUGAGUCUCCCAAAACUGAAGAAGUAAAAGAUUUGAAUAGCUUAAAUAGACUAACAACGUUUGGAUUUAAAAAAAGUUAUUUGGAGGACCCAGCUUUAUGGAAUAUUAAUGAUUCAUUGAAAGACUAUAUUUCAAUUAAUGGUGUUUCUCAAGAUUUAUCACAGACAAACUUUUUGAAAUCAAAGAGAACAUACACUGUAAAUAAUAGAGGUACAAGCAAAACGAUACACAGAUAUUUUUGUAAGAAAUACCUAGAGUCCACUUUAAUUAAUGGAGAGGUUAUAAAAAGAAAUUUUUUUUUGUAUUCAAUAAGUAAAGGCUGUAUUUAUUGUUACCCGUGUGCUUUAUUUGGCAAUAAAUCUUCUUUUGCCACUUGUGGCUUUUCAAACUGGAAAAAAGCUGAAGAAAAAUUAUCUAGCCAUGAAAAUUCCCACAAACAUCGGACAAAUAUUUCAACAAUGAAACAAAGAAGUAUAAUUCUAGAAAGAAUUGAUCAGAAACUGAUACAUCAAAUGGAAUUUGAAAAUAAUUAUUGGAAGACAAUUCUAAAGCGUAUAGUUGCUGUGGUUAAGGCGUUAUCAUCAAGAGGUUUGUCUUUCAGAGGCGACACUACUCAGAUUGGUUGUUCAAAUAAUGGAAAUUUUUUUAUGGCAAUUGAACUGAUUGCUGAAUUUGAUGUAGUUCUUUCGGAACAUAUUAAAAAAUAUGGCAAUCCCGGAAAAGGCCAUACAUCUUACUUGUCAUUCCAUACGUAUGAACAAUUCAUUUUAUUAAUGGCAGAAAAUGUAGUUAAUAAUAUUAUUGAAGAAAUCAACAAAACACGUUACUUCUCAAUUUCAAUUGAUUCUACGCCGGACAUUUCACAUACUGACCAACUUUCAUUCAUAAUUCGUUAUGUUAAUGUACAAGGUGAACCAGUUGAACGCUUUUUGUGUUUCAUUGAUAAUAUUGGACAUAAAUCUCAAGAAAUGAUGGAAGCAGUUAUUCAUAUAUUCAAAAAGUACAAUUUAAACACAAAUUACCUAAGAGGCCAGUCUUAUGAUAAUGCAUCUAAUAUGUCAGGUGCCUACACUGGUUUACAGGCAAGAAUUAAAUCAAUUAAUUCACUUGCUGAUUUUGUACCAUGCUCAGCACAUUCGCUCAAUUUAGUUGGAAAAAUGCUGCAAGUUGCUGCCAUGAUGCAAAUGAAUUUUUUAGACUCCUACAAAACCUUUAUACAUUUUUCUCUAUUUCUACACACCGUUGGAAAAUUCUAA
Molecule: messenger RNA, 1638 nt
Organism: Acyrthosiphon pisum (pea aphid)
Lineage: Eukaryota; Metazoa; Arthropoda; Insecta; Hemiptera; Aphididae
Product: zinc finger MYM-type protein 1-like
Exons: 5
Coding region: 1-1638 (545 amino acids)
Source: RefSeq, a predicted model, not a curated record